AUGAAGUCAGAAGGAUUUCUCCGACGUUGGACGAAAUGGAGUCCUGCGUGGACGGCUCUCUUUAGCUUCACAACUAAAAAGCAUGCCCCAAUCCUGACGUUAGCCAUGGCUUCUGCUCUCAUUGCCAGCUUCACCACCCCCAUCUUUUCUGUACUACUCGGCGAGAUGUUCGACCUGUUUACUCUGUACGGCGGUGGUAAAAUCAGGGGCAGUGACCUGAUGGACAAGAUGACCACGUAUACACUCGGCGUUGCUGGUCUCGGGGCCGCAGGGUGGCUCUUCAAUGCUUCCUACUUCAUCUUGUUUGUGACAUUCAGCGAGCUCCAAGUCGCAAAUGCGAGAAAUAGCGUGUUUGAGGCGCUUUUCAAGAAGAGUCAGGAAUGGUUUGAAACACAGCCGGAUGGAACGAGAGUGUUCCUAUCUAGUUUACAGGACCAAUUGCACGAACUGCAAAUGGCUACAUCACAGCCUCUCGGCCUCGUCGUCCAGUACUCCUUCCGAACAAUCGUAUCUCUAGGUCUGGCGUUCUACACCUCCUGGAGCCUAUCGCUGAUCACCUUGGCUGGGAUUCCCGUCUUCUCGGCCAUCAUAUCGUUUCUCUCGUCCAAGAUGAAAACCAGCAUCGAAGGGCAGCAAAAAGAGCUAGCGAGCAUGUCAAGAACGGUCAACAUAGCUACCGGCUCAAUAGACACAGUGAAGUGCUUGAACGGCCAGGCCUUCGAGCUGCGGAACUUCACCCACGGGAUGGAAAUGGCCGCUCAACACUAUCUAAGACAGGCACGCCUCAACUCCUUCCAAAUAGCGACAAUACGACUGAUGAUGUUCAGCAUGUUCGUCCUGGGCUUUUGGUACGGUAGCACACUGGCUACGUCUGGGAAACUGUCGGCUGGUGAGGUUGUCAGGACAUUCUGGGCGUGCUUGACAGCUGCCCAGUCCAUCGAGAUGGUCUUACCCCAGGUUUUGGUGCUGGAAAAGGGCAAGGUAGCGGCAUCUGCUAUGAAGACGGUCAUCGACGACCCGGCUGAGAAAAGGCAAGACACGAAGGAAUUGUUAUAUCCACAGUUCUGUGAAGGCGAUAUUGAAGUGAGAAAUUUGUCCUUCGCGUACCCAAACACAGACAUACUGAGCCUGAACUCCGUGAACUUCUUCUUCCCCGCAGGAGAGACAACUUUCGUUAUCGGGAAGAGUGGUUCAGGCAAAAGCACCCUGGGACAGCUUCUCGCACACUUUUACCUGCCAACGACAGGCGAAAUCCGCAUUGACGGCGUGCCCAUGCAGACACUGAGCGUGGACUGGAUCCGAAACAAUGUCACAAUCGUUGAACAGCGCAGCGUGUUAUUCAGCGAAUCGAUAUUUAUGAACAUCGCAUUUGGACGCAGAGACUACGACCAGAUCAGCAAGGGCGACGUGCAGGAGUGCAUUGACCUGGCGAUGCUGCAGAGCACGAUCAACAACCUUCCCAGUGGCAUCGACACCUGUGUUGGGACUGGGGGGAGUUUCCUCAGCGGCGGUCAGAGACAGAGAGUGGCGAUUGCAAGGGCCAGGUUAAGGGAUACUCCUAUCCUCAUAUUGGACGAGCCCACCAGUGCCCUCGACGGCGCCAAUCGCGUCGAAGUCAUGAAGGCUAUUCGGAGAUGGCGCAAGGAGAAGACCACUAUCAUGAUCACCCACGACAUGUCGCAGAUCCAAGAUCAGGAUUUCGUAUACAUCAUGGAGCAAGGGACCGUGGCGCAGGCUGGAUACGGUAAUGAACUCAAGAGUGAUCCGCGAUCAGCGCCACUCUUCGCUUCCGUCGACAGGGAAAAUCGAUCGGAGGUUACAAAUGCGACCGACAAAGAGACGUACGGCGCUUCCGGGUCUUGCGAUGACGUCUAUCUCUCGGAUUCGUCGGUUGACUCCAUGGGCAAUGAGGACUGGAGGUAUUCGGGGAUGUCCAAGGCUAUAGCCGGAGGCACCUACUUGUGGGGAUCCCGACCUAACACAAGAGACCAUCGCCGCUCUUCCUAUCGAUCUUGGCGAAGUCCAGUCCGCGCAGACUCCCAUUUAUUGCGUAUCUCGCUCAGUUCCCCAAUGUAUGAGCUAGAUACACUAGGGAAUGAUGGAACGAGACCCAAAUCUACAGCCAGCCACCUCCCUGCACGGGUACAGCCGACUCCACCAAAACGUCGAAAGCGAAGAUUUCCAUAUUCACGGAAAACAAAUGCCCCAAAACCUCAGGACACGGCGUCUCUGCGUCGAAUCAUGAAGACUAUCAUUCCGAGUCUCACAAAAAAGCAACGUGUGGCGCUUCUCUUCGGGUGUAUCAGCACAUUAGUCCACUCGAGCGCGACGCCCGUGUUUUCCUACUGUCUCUCCCAGCUACAAGUGUCCUUCUACAAGCCAGGCCAAAGUGCCACAAAGUGGGCGCUGGCAGUAUUGGGCGUGGCGAUCUGCGACGGCACAGUAUCGUACUUCAUGCACUAUCUCCUCGAGCUCUGUGGCCAAGCCUGGGUAGACAGCCUUCGAAAGAGCGCUUUUCGGCGAAUCAUCGACCAGCCGCGGCAAUGGUUCGAAGACGAACGGAAUAGCCCCUCCCAGCUAAGCACCAGCCUUGGGCAAGACGGUGAGGAGCUGCGGAACCUGGUUGGCCGCUUCGGAGGCUUCGUGCUAGUGGCUGUCUCCAUUGCCAUCAUGUCUGUGAUCUGGAGCAUGGUGGUGUGCUGGAAUCUCACCCUUGUUGCGCUGGCCUGUGGGCCUGUUAUAUAUGCCAUCACGCGGGGGUUCGAGAGCACGAGUGGACUGUGGGAGCGACGGAGCAAUGAUGCCAGUCGUGGGGUAUCGGAGAUAUUUGUCGAGACGUUCGCGGAAAUUCGCACCGUCCGGACGCUCACGCUCGAGCCGUUCUUUCACAAGAAGUACAUCAAGGCUGCUGCGAAGUGUCUGAGUGUGGGCCUCAGACGAGCUGGUUAUGUAGGGAUUCUGUUUGGUCUGGUGGAAUGCACUGUCAUUCUCGUGAGCGCGUUGAUAUUCUACUACGGCGCUGUGCUGGUAUCGUCUUCGCGAUUCGCCGUUGAGGACAUCAUGACGGUCUUUUCAAUGCUUCUAUUCAGCAUUGGGUAUGCCAGCUCAGUGCUGGGUUGGAUCCCCCAGAUCAGUACCUCGCGUGAUAUGGGCGCACGUCUCCUGCGCCUCGCCAGCCUCCCCGAGGGCGCAUCACACGAACACCUAGGCGUACUAGGCGUGGCCAAAACCGCCCCGGUAAAGAUACUCCGACUGAACUUCCGGUACCCAUCACGCCCUGAGGCACCGGUCCUCCGCGGCGUCUCCAUAACCAUACCCAGAGGCUCGUGCACCGCCAUCGUCGGUCGCUCAGGGUCGGGUAAAUCAACGAUCGCAUCGUUAAUGCUGGCGUUAUACGAAUCGCCCGAGGCUACCGACGGCGGCCCCCCGGCUCUCUCCCUCGACGGGAUCGACAUCAGACGCUUGCACACCCCGACCCUCCGGUCCCUGAUAUCCGUAGUCUCACAACAACCAACCAUCUUCCCAGGAACAAUCACAUCCAACAUCUGCUACGGGCUCGACGAGUCAUCCACCCUCCGCGAACCGCACAACGUCCGCGCCGCCGCCACGGCGGCGGGGAUCGACGAGUUCAUCAUGUCCCUCCCAGACGGGUACUCCACGGUCAUCGGAGACGGCGCUGUGGGGAUAUCAGGCGGGCAGGCGCAGCGGGUAGUGAUCGCACGGGCGCUGAUUCGACGGCCUCAAAUCCUGAUUCUGGACGAGGCCACGUCUGCGCUCGACCCGGCUAGCGCUGAGGUCAUCCGGCGGACGGUUCGGGGAUUAGUUUCUGCUCGGUUGGGUCUUACUGUUAUUAUCAUUACGCAUGCGAAGGAGAUGAUGGAUAUCGCGGACAACGUGGUUGUUCUUGAGCAGGGCUGCGUGGUGGAGAGGGGUCCGUAUGAGGUGCUUUCCAAGCGGGCUGGGGGGAAAUUGAGAGCGUUGAUUGAGGAUGGAGGGGAGGAUAUGUUUGAUGACUGA
Molecule: messenger RNA, 4017 nt
Organism: Aspergillus candidus
Lineage: Eukaryota; Fungi; Ascomycota; Eurotiomycetes; Eurotiales; Aspergillaceae
Product: ABC transporter ATP-binding protein
Exons: 5
Coding region: 1-4017 (1338 amino acids)
Biological process (GO): transmembrane transport
Cellular component (GO): membrane
Molecular function (GO): ABC-type oligopeptide transporter activity; ATP hydrolysis activity; ATP binding
Source: RefSeq, a predicted model, not a curated record